AUGGGUACAAACAUUUUGCGAAACUGGUUCGUGCCCAAGGAUGGCAUUAACCGCCAGGUCAUCUCUGCAGACAUACAGAAAUAUCUAGGCAACGAUGCAACCGUUCGUCCAGGCAAAGAUAAAGAGGUAGGAAACAAAAUGGCAUACCAGCGCACAUGGCUUAAGCAACAGGCUUGUGGACGUGACUGA
Molecule: messenger RNA, 189 nt
Organism: Aureobasidium musti
Lineage: Eukaryota; Fungi; Ascomycota; Dothideomycetes; Dothideales; Saccotheciaceae
Source: the annotation of a GenBank genome assembly